Molecule: messenger RNA, 2113 nt
Organism: Argentina anserina (silverweed cinquefoil)
Lineage: Eukaryota; Viridiplantae; Streptophyta; Magnoliopsida; Rosales; Rosaceae
Product: protein GRAVITROPIC IN THE LIGHT 1
Exons: 2
Coding region: 441-1784 (447 amino acids)
Biological process (GO): response to red or far red light; negative gravitropism
Source: RefSeq, a predicted model, not a curated record
CUUCUUCUUCUUCUUCCUGACUCUGCCAUGGCUGAUGAUGAUACACAACCCUAACUCUAGUAGGGUCCCUGAUAGAUGGUAGCAAUCAAUCCCUCACUCACAAUCAAUCACCACCUCUCUGUACACCACCAUUUAUAACUCACCUCCCCAAAACACUAAAAUAAGUAAAUAACACAUACACACCCGACUUCUGGAUCCUCCAAGUAACUGUAUCUGCUCCUCCUUUUCCUUUUUCCCGCGCUUUAUAACCCUGCCCUGACCUCCAUCUCCGCCUUCAACCUCGUUAGUCAAAGUUUCCACCUCUGCUUUCUUAUUAACUCCAGUCCCUUUCAUACACACACAUUUAUUCUCUCCACCCAACAAGUUUUAUGCCUUAAAGUCUCGAUCUUUUCGUCUCCAUCAGCUUCCCAGUUUGUUUCUUUUACAUUUUACUGUUUUAGAUGGAUACAGUCCGACCCGAAUCGGCUCCGGUCAAGAAGAGCAAGCUGGCCAGGACGUUCCACAAGGUCAUCAACCUCCGAGCAGCUACUAAAAUCGCGUCCAACAAUGGCAUUUGCAAGCUCAAACCGAACACCAAGGCCACAAAAGAGGAAUACGAUAUUGAAAAAAUGGAGGAUCUCAAAGCCAAGAACAAGGCAAUCAUGGAGGCUUUACUUGCCAAGCUCUUCGCCGGAAUCACUUCAAUCAAAGCAGCUUACGCCGAGCUCCAAAUGGCGCAACACCCUUACAACAACGAAGCCAUCCAAGUGGCGGACCAGGCCGUAGUUGACGAGCUGAAGUCCAUUUCGGAAAUGAAGCGCAGCUUCCUAAAGAAAGAGCUCGAUCUCUCUCCUCAAGUGACUCUAAUGCUGGCAGAGAUUCAAGAGCAGCAGGGACUAAUGAAGACGUAUGAGAUCACCAUCAAGAAGCUAGAGUCCGAAGCUCAGCGCAAGGGUUUGGCCAUUUCGGAACUCAAAUCCGAACUAGAAGAACUAGUCUCGACCAACCGGUCCUCCGAAUACAAGCUCAAAUCCAGCGGCCCGCUCUCGAUCUUCGAUAGCCUCCGCCUCUCGAAACUAACCCCAACUCACUUCGCCCAGUUUCAGCAGCAAACCGUAAGAUCCAUACGAAGCUUUGUGAGGUUGAUGAUCAAGGAAAUGGAGUCCGCAAGCUGGGACGUCGACACAGCCAUCAAGUUCAUCGAGCCAGAAGCAGAGUUUACCAAACAGAGCCACCGCUGCUUUGCAUUCGAGUCCUUCGUCAGCAAAACAAUGCUCGAAGGCUUCAACAACCCAAACUUCGGACUCCCAUUCUCUCCAACUCACGAAACACACCACCACUUCUUCGACCAGUUCAUCAAUCUCAAAGCCGCGAACCCAAAGUCGUUCCUGUCCCAGAACCAUAACGCGUCGUUUUGCAAGUUCACAAGAGCCAAGUACCUCCAACUAGUACACGCCAAAAUGGAGUGCUCCCUCUUCGGGAACUUAAACCAGAGAAAGCUUAUAAUCUCCGGCGAGGUUCCCGACAGUCCGUUUUUCGAAGCCUUUGCGGAAAUGUCCAUGCGGGUUUGGCUUCUACACUGCUUGGCUUUCUCGUAUGGCCAACAAGUCUCGGUCUUUCAGGUCAACAAGAACCGCAGGUUUUCCGAGGUGUACAUGGAGUCCGUGACGGUUAACGAUUCCGAUAACGAGUUUUCCGUCAGCUUCACCGUCGUGCCGGGGUUCAUUAUCGGCAAGACAGUAUUCCAGAGCCUGGUUUACCCGUCUCCGGUUGAUAAUCUCCGGCGAAUUAACAACUUAACUUAGCCGGCUCCGGUGGUUUUAGACUGUUCAUGUAAAUGAUGUAUGAGAGCCGCUGGAUCUGGGUGCGGGUCCAUAGAGAGCUUGUCAGUUGUCACCUACCUGAGGUGAGCUAAGCAAUUUAGCAUAAGCAUAUUUUGCUGCAACAAUGGCAUGUUGUGAAAACUGGGUCAGAGAGGAUAUGAUCUGGAUUUGGGGGUUUCUGUCCAAGUAGGUAAAAACAGUAAUAUUGUGUUUCUGCAAUUGUUGUAAUGGGCAAUCUGCUAACUGUAAUAUUAUGCAAUCUACUAUGUUGUUCUGUUAAUGGGGAGCACCAUGCAAUGUAACCAGUGAAA